AUGGAUGACCAUACGCGGAUCUUCCACAGGCUGUUGUCGAAUCCUAUCGAUGGCGAUAAGCUCCGGGCCCGACAGACGUCGACAAACACCUGCCUGCCUCCCUCCCUUCUCGCUGUUACUCCCAGUUGCGCAGUUGCCUGCAUCCAACAGUUUGCAAGCCAAAACUAUCCAGGGGCCACAUGUGCAAAUACCUCAGACAUCGAAUACCUCUGUGCACAAUCUAACAUUUCGGGACUUACAAUUGGCGAAGGUGCCGUACAGUGUGUGGUCUCUGUUUGUAUAGCAGACGAUCAGGAGGACGUGGAGGUUUACGGCGUCUGCAACUCUGUGCCAGGAGCUCAACCGAGGACUGCUCGAACCAUCACUGCUACAAUCAUUGGGCCUUCCACCACGACAUCUACCGCUAUGGAGAGCCUACCCGCAACUAUAGGAAAUCCAACCUCCACCAUGGAGGUCAGCACCAUUGUGAUGGCCACGGACACACCAACAUGGAUGAUGGUAACAUCAGAGGCAUGGCCAACGUCUGCAGGUUCACUUGCGCCAACAGAGAAUCCAACGAAUACUAUGGUAGACCAAACCACUCGCGGGUCGACCGAGUCCUCCACGACAUCAGGAGCUGCUGCUGUGCCGGAACAGGCAACUCCUAGAUCUGGUCUCUCUACCACUCAAAUUGCAGGGAUUGCGAUCGGGGGUGCCGCGACUAUUGCUAUCGUUGUUGGGCUGCUCAUUCUUUCAUUCUGGAUGCGAAAGCGGCGUCAAAUGCAUCGACGUAGCCAAAGGCGCUCACGAUUAAUCGAACCGUCACCACCUGCAAACCCUCAGAGCUUUGAGAAACAGACUCAGCCAACACUCGGUAACCUUGGAACUCUCCCUACAGUAUCAAAUACUCCGGGUCGCUUCUAUGCUCCGCAACAACCGACGGAAGAAAAGAGGCGAAGCUUCUGGCGGAAGAGCAUCAGACCAGAAGAGAUUGGUAUAGCCGUCUCGCCAAAAAUGCCCGGCGAACACUCCCCUGUCAGCGCAUCCUCUCAACAAAGCUUCUCGCGGCUACUACCAGAGGUGCCUCCUGCAGUUCUUUGGCCCGCACCACUCGAUAUCGACGCCACUAGGGAACGAAGGAGAUAUACGCAGCGACCUGUCAGUGAGGCCACCGAGUUUGACGACGAGCCGGAAGCAAAACCACAAGAACCAGAGCGAGUUUUCGUCGACAAUCAGCCGUUCAUACUUGAGAAACCACCUCUGUCAUAUCGGCCACGGGGCCCACCUCCGAACCUGAGAUUACCCGCAUUGCCCGAAAGCCCUGCUAAGUCUGCAGGACAGACAGCAAGGAUUCCUCUAACUCCAACCUACGACAACGGCAACGUUGACUUGGCCUCGCCGUCUGUUAACGUCCGGUCACCCGCUAUAUCGCAACUGGCACUUCCAGUCGUUGAGCACAAGCUGCCCCCAUCGUCAAUGUACGCAAAUAGAAAGGUCCUGAGGAAAAAACCUCCAGCGAGACUCCCUCUUCGGGUCAUCAACACUCCGCCCGUGGAGCCUCCUACACAGCCACGGAAUCUCCCGGCGCUAUCUGAAUCAGCGUCGCUUCCUCCUGCAAGUAGACAGACGCUGCCUGUGAGCCGUCGCACGGAAAGAAAGAGUUCCACCAGCUCCAUCUAUACCGAGAUUGAGGAAGACACAACGCCUGAAGAAGCAACCAAACAGCUUGGGAUGGACGUCAACACAAUGACGACAUCUAUUAUCCCCCUCAACAUUCGUAGCGUCUCACCGGCGCAAGAGAGUCCCAUUAAAGAUUUGAGGUAUCCUCAGAUUCCUCGUUCGGCCGCCAUAUCCAGACAGGCAGAUAGGCCUGCCCAGCUUCGAGCAAGCCUCAAUCUGUCCCCUUCGUCGGCCUUUGUACCACCAUCAACUUCACCUUUGCGACAAACCAGGGAUCAGCUUGUUCGCGCAGAACUAAGCUUUGUGCAAACAGAUACCACCUCCUCCGACGGAUACCUCUCCGAUUACAUUGUCGAAUUUCCCUUUCCUCCCGUAUCGAAGCCUCCCAAAGCCAGUUUGAGCGAACUCGGUAGCAAACCAAGUGGUAACAAGGGACCCCCUUUGCAAGGUAUCGAUCAGCCUGGGAACGAAGUCACGAACACUAGUACGAGAACAGUGAAUCUCAUUGUUCCACAACGGUCGCCGUCCUCGAAAGCCCGAUUGACCCCGAGUAAAUCAAGCAGUGGUGAUUUGUAUCUGACUGUUGAAAUUUGA
Molecule: messenger RNA, 2253 nt
Organism: Fonsecaea pedrosoi CBS 271.37
Lineage: Eukaryota; Fungi; Ascomycota; Eurotiomycetes; Chaetothyriales; Herpotrichiellaceae
Exons: 1
Coding region: 1-2253 (750 amino acids)
Source: RefSeq, a predicted model, not a curated record